AUGCCCGAUUCUUUUGUUUUAGAACCGCAAAGAGAAGUGAUCUCAAUAUACAAAGAUGACUUUACCACCCCGCCAUCCAGACCUCAAUAUUUCAUCGAAGUUUAUCGCUGUGUUAAAGUUGAAGUUGGCGAAUGCUCUAGCAGUGGACCGUCUGCGUACCCGGUUCCAAAAACAACGAACGAAAUUGAGAUAGUGGUUCCGGAUAUAACAAACAAAGAUCGCGAUUCCAGCAAUAAAAAGAAGUUUUAUAAAUAUGUCGUCUAUAAUCACACGUCUUGUCAAUGUGGGAAAUUGACGUACAGGAAUGGACCCCCGAAUGGUAGACUGUAUAAAACCAUAACUAAUAACGAAGGUUAGUCCAGCUUUAAUACACUGAGCAAAUAGAGCACGUUUGCACAUGACGUCACAGCCGCCAUGUUGGUGUUCCAAUAGACAACUUGCAUGUUAGACUACUUUUUGACCUAGGCAAAAAAACGUAAAUUCCCGUAAAGAACUUAUUAAAAUUAGUAAAAUUGCAAAAUUUGGUUGCGAAUUGUUGUAAAAUACGGAAAAUAUAGCCUUGCGAAGUUUGCAUAUUUUGUUUGUUUGUAUCAUUACGUGCGGAAAUUGUUACCAUUUUUGAGCCGAAUAUGGUAAUAUUAUGGUAGCACGUAAUACAAACACACAACCUCGUUGCCAGGGCUUUUCCCUUUUUGUCAUAGAAAACCGCCGGGUGCCAGGGAAUGCCAGGCCCUUUUCCCGCCUUCCCAAUGACAAAAAGGGAAAAUCCCUGGGAACGAGGUUGACAAACAUGCACAUACAAAAUUUGCGAACUUUGCAAGACUAUAUUUUCCGUAUUUUAAAACAUUGCGCAACCAAAUUUUGCAAUUUUACUAAUUUCAUUAUGUUCUUUUUAUCUGUGGUGUUUGAUUCCCUUCUCUUUACUUAGAUUAAAAUUUAGUCUAACAUGGAAUUUGUCCAUUCAAAAGAAUUUUAAUUAGACUCUUUUGUCUGGAACACCAACAUGGCCGCCAUGGCUUUUGUUGAGUUGGUCCCUGGGGAAUGAGUGCAAACGCUCCAAUUAAUACCGUGCAAUUACCUAAAUUGAAUAUGUUUUGUGAUCAACUUUCUUUCGUUUUUAAGAAAAUUUCUUUUUUAGUUUUAUUGUUAUAGUCAUAAAACAUGUUUAUAUUCAGGGUGUCCCCCCAAACCUCAAAACUAUUGAAAUAACGUAUUGCUGAAUUUGCAUAUACUAGCACUAAUCUGAACGCAAAUAUGCGUAAAAUAUUGACAGGGUGCAUAUAUUAUAAAUAUUGACUUGCAUAUGCAGUAAUAAAUUUACGUGGUGUUUCCACAAACAAAAGUAUUAUAUGAUUUAUCGCCAUGCAAACAUACAAAGAACUUAAAUAUUGACUUAUUAAGAAAUUAAAAUCCCUUUCGGUGAAGCGCACGAUUUUCUGCUCUUGGGAAUUUAAAGCAGUUUCUUAAAUAGUUUCUUUAUGCAUAAAAUUUACUUAUGUCAAGCUUUUAUGCACUUGUGGGUUCAGCAGAGUGCUGAGGCAUUCAAAUUCUAACAAUACGCUAUUUCAAUAGUUUUGGGUUUUUUGGGACACCCUGUAGAAGUUGAUGAAAUUAAAAUACAACCAGGAGAACACGGGAGCUCUCCCCUCAGCACUGAGUUAAACCUGCUAUUUUGAAUAUCAAGGUUAGGGUAUAUUCUUACUUGAUGCGCUUGAAAACUCGUGUAAAGGGCGUUUUCCACUCCUGACGAAUUUGUUCGCGCGAAGCGUCUUUGUCGGCAUCGCUCUUGCUGACGUGAUGAGCAAUGCUGGCAACGGAUAAAACAGCUGCGCGUGUUUGUUAUUCGUCAGGUGGAUUUCUGCCUCCGUGAUUUCUGCCCCGGGUCUUCCUCUGCCAUAAAAAAGUAACUAAUCCACCAUAGCUGCACCCCAUGGCGAGAACCCGAGGCGCAUUGGUCAACCUUCGACUCAGUGACAUUUCACGUAAUUCAGGUCUCCGCUGCAAGGAAAGGUGAUCUUUACACGGUAACUUUAAUCCGUAUGAAUUUUUCUUGCAGUGUCGGCAGCUUAUUUCAAAGCGAAGUAUUCGAAAAAUACAGUCAAUCUGAUACGUGUGUGUAACGUUUGCAACAAUGCUCAACCAAGAUACAAACUCCAUCCAAAACAUUUCAACGUUGACUUACAAUAUAAAUAUCUGGCGUACCAACAGUGCUUACCUGGCUGCGUAGUGGUGAAAAACGAAACGUCUAACAAGCAAACUUCCAUGCUGUCCGGUAGUUCCGUUAAUGUCCCGCUAACAAAUGAUAUUUCAUGCAAGGCUUAUGACGGAGCUAAAACACAACAACAAGGUAAAAAUAAUCCUCAGAAGCUCAAAAGCUCAUCCUCAGAAACUCCAGUUGGAAACUCAAGUGAUCAAGGUAAGAAAUCACUUGUCAAAACAAUCUUCGCUGUUACCAACCAAGACGAUUGGUCAGAUAGCGUAUUAGAGGAGGGGCAUAAUAGAGUGGGUUUAUUAGAGAGAGAAGCGUAUUAAAGAUGAAACUUAGUAGGGCGGAUAUAAUCCAUCUUGAUGAACGAUUCUCUUGUUUGCUGUAUUUGUACACAGAUAUCAGACGAACUACAUUUUCAUUGCUCAAGUUCGUUCAGACUCAAGUUCGUUCAACUGAACUUCCAGGACGAUUUAUAAAUCUAAUUAUUAGAAAUACGUUUUUCAGUUAUGUGGGCGUGGUCAAGGAAGCUUAAGAGAAGCGGGUCAUAUUGGCCAGAUGGCGUAUUAGAGUAGCUUAUUAGAGAAGAGAGAAGCUUACUAGAGAAGGAACUUAAUAGGGAGGGAGCUUAUUAGAGAAGAGGCAAGAUCGAGAGGGGGCUUAUUGGAGAGGGGGCUUAUUAGACGGGGGGAUUGAUAGAGAGGGUAUCAGAAUUUAUGCAAUAGAGAAUUGAUAAAUUAACAUGAAUUCUUAUGUUUCUGUUUAGAUGCAAAUUAUGAGAUUCUAGUUUACAUUGCUUCAGGAAAAGUUACCCUCGCCGCCUUUCUACUGUCGUUG
Paramuricea clavata is the source of this 3043-nucleotide messenger RNA. The record is from the annotation of a GenBank genome assembly. NCBI's taxonomy places the organism in Eukaryota, Metazoa, Cnidaria, Anthozoa, Malacalcyonacea, Plexauridae.